CUCGUCUGACCCCAGCAAGGCAGGAAGUGCUCCCGGCCCGCCUGUGGACGGACUCUCUCUGGCCGGAGCGUCUCCGUCGGCCUGUGUUCGGACGACACUCCGCUAAAUUUAGCGCGCGCGGCGCGUCUCCCGGAGCGGCGCGUCCCGGCGAAGCCUCUGACAGCCGCGCAGCGCGUGCGCUCGUUUCACUGCUGCCGACGUCACAUCCAGCAUGGCGGUCAAGGUGCAAGCAACAAAACGAGGCGACCCCCAUGAGUUGAAGGCUAUUUUUCUGAAGUAUGCCAGCGUGGUGGAGGAUGGAGAGCGUUACAUGACCCCCAAGGACUUUGUGCAGAGUUACCUGGGUCUGCACACACAGCCGCUACACAAUCCCAAAACUGUGGAUUUAAUAGCUGGAGUAGCAGAUACCACCAAAGACGGAUUGAUCUCUUUCCAGGAGUUUCUGGCCUUUGAGUCAGUUCUGUGUGCCCCGGAUGCCCUUUUUAUAGUUGCCUUUCAGUUGUUUGACAAGACCGGCACAGGGAACAUCUCAUUUGAGAACGUACGCGACAUCUUCAGCCAGACUACAGUUCAUCACCACAUCCCCUUCAACUGGGAAUGUGAUUUCAUCCGGCUACACUUCGGCCAUGAAAGAAACAAGAACCUCAGCUACGCAGAGUUCACUCAGUUCCUGCAGGAGCUGCAGUUGGAGCACGCUCGCCAGGCGUUUGCACAAAAAGACAAGAACAAAAGUGGCGCUAUCACUGCCUUGGACUUCAGCGACAUUAUGGCCACCAUCAGACACCACAUGCUGACUCCAUUUGUAGAGGAGAAUCUGGUUUCAGCUGCAGGAGGCAGCACAUCCCACAUGGUGAGCUUCUCCUACUUCAGCGCCUUCAACGCCCUCCUCAACAACAUGGAGCUGAUUCGCAAGAUCUACAGCACCCUGGCCGGCACCUACAAGGACACCCUCGUCACCAAAGAGGAGUUUGUUCGCGCCGCAAAUAAGUUUGGUCAAAUCACCCCCAUGGAGGUCGACAUCCUCUACCAGCUCGUCGGGCUCCACUCCCACUCCGGGCGGCUGAACCACGCAGACAUUGAGAGGAUAGCGCCGCUGGAGGAAGGAGACAUGCCAUACCACCUCGCAGAGACCCACAGACAGCACGAAACGUCUCGGUCCGUCUGGCUCCAGGCUGCGGAGUCUGCCUACAGGUUUACCCUGGGCUCAAUCGCUGGAGCCACCGGUGCCACGGCCGUCUACCCCAUCGACCUGGUGAAGACGCGCAUGCAGAACCAGCGCUCCACAGGCUCCUUCGUGGGAGAGCUGAUGUACAAGAACAGCUUUGACUGUGCAAAGAAGGUGCUCCGUUAUGAAGGCUUCUUUGGAUUCUACAGAGGUCUCCUCCCGCAGCUCAUUGGCGUUGCUCCGGAGAAAGCUAUCAAACUCACGAUGAAUGAUUUUGUCAGAGACAAGUUCACCACAGAAGACGGCAGCAUCCCUCUCGCUGCAGAGAUUCUUGCUGGUGGAUGUGCUGGAGGCUCCCAGGUGAUUUUCACCAAUCCUCUGGAGAUCGUUAAGAUCCGUCUGCAGGUGGCCGGAGAGAUCACUACAGGCCCCAGGGUCAGUGCCCUCAAUGUUGUGCGGGACCUGGGCUUCUUUGGCCUCUACAAGGGAGCCAAGGCUUGCUUCCUGCGCGACAUCCCCUUCUCCGCCAUCUACUUCCCGGUGUAUGCCCACACCAAGACGAAGCUGGCAGAUGAGGACGGGAGGCUGGGGCCGCUGCAGCUGCUCACAGCUGGAGCCAUCGCAGGCCUACCGGCGGCGUCGCUGGUGACCCCUGCCGAUGUCAUCAAGACCAGGCUCCAGGUGGCGGCCCGCGCAGGCCAGACGACGUACAGCGGAGUCAUCGACUGCUUCAGGAAGAUCCUCAACGAGGAAGGCUUCAGAGCUUUUUGGAAAGGCGCAGGAGCUCGUGUCUUCAGGUCGUCGCCACAGUUCGGCGUGACCCUGGUGACCUACGAGCUCCUGCAGAGGUGGUUCUACAUCGACUUCGGAGGACAUCGUCCUGCUGGGUCAGAGCCCACUCAUAAGCCGAAGGCCGAGGACUUGCCUUCCGUGACCGCAGACCACGUCGGCGGCUACCGUCUGGCUGCCGCCACGUUCGCCGGCGUGGAGAGGAAGUUCGGCCUGCACCUGCCCAAGUUCAAGCCUUCUGGAGGGGUGACGAUCACAGCGGCCGAGUCCAAAACGGAGCCUCAGGCCUCGUAAACGGCCGCGACUGUGAGGCUGGUUUUUUUUUUCACCAAAACCGUCCAUUCAGUGCAUCCCAGCGAUUGUCUUACUCAAAAUGCUGCAUGAAUACGGCUUUACUGCAUUUACUUUGCAUUGCUUGGCACAAUAUUCUUGUACAUUUGUACUUCUCUACAGAGGGACAUUAUGGACAUUACAAAACGAUUGUUUACUGCGGUUUUUCUCUGGUGUGCGAUAGCUUUGGCGUGCAUGUGUCGAAUGCCUUUAAAAGACACAAGGAUUACAGAUAUUUCAAAGUAUUUAUUUUGAAAUCAUUACCAGGGGACUUGGGAAAUAAUUUAAAUGUAUUUAUUGUAUUUUAUUGAAAUAAAUCAUUCAAACUGUU
This is a messenger RNA of Salarias fasciatus (jewelled blenny), 2615 nucleotides long. RefSeq names its product calcium-binding mitochondrial carrier protein Aralar1-like. Gene Ontology annotation, biological process: aspartate transmembrane transport; malate-aspartate shuttle; L-glutamate transmembrane transport. The record is from RefSeq and is a predicted model, not a curated record. NCBI's taxonomy places the organism in Eukaryota, Metazoa, Chordata, Actinopteri, Blenniiformes, Blenniidae. Gene Ontology annotation, molecular function: calcium ion binding; L-aspartate transmembrane transporter activity; L-glutamate transmembrane transporter activity.